AUGGCCCCAAAUAUCACUCUUGUAAUUAUUUUGUCUUUGUUGGCCUCAUACCUGCUUCAGGUUUGCUCAAAUACAACUAUUCCUCAUGUAUCUGAAAGCAAAUGCAAUGAGGUUUGUGGGAAUACCCCAAUUCCAUAUCCAUUUUAUGUUGGAUCCAGUGCCUGUGGUAAAAGUGGGUUCAAGCUUGAAUGCUACAACGAUUCUACUUUGAGGAUUAAAUUGAACAAUGUUCUCCACGAUGUGAUCGAUUUUAAUGAUGAUGGAAUUAGUCUUAACCUCUCUUGUUCUAGCUCGGUUGCAGACUUCAGUAUCCAGGGCAUGCCAAACUAUGCAAUUUCCAACCAGAACAUACUUCAGUUAGGAGAGUGUGAGAAUACAAAAUCUUGUCCCUUGACACAGAUGCAAUGCAGCAAUGGUGAGAAAUGCUCAUUUGGAAGAAGUUGCUGCUACCCUCUCAUGAAUGAUUCACUUUGGCCAACUUACUCACAUUGGCAGCGUGGAGCUUCUAACUUCAGCCAGUUUUACCCCAUGCAAUGCAAGGUUUUCACUAGUUGGGUGGCUCGUAGUUUGACUCCUAAUGUGGAUGCAGUGUUUGGGCUGAAAUUGGAAUGGGCAAUUCUGGGAAACUGUAAAAAUGCUCAUUGUCAUGUCAAUGCACGAUGUAAUUCAACCACGGGUGUGAAAGGUGGUGUGAGAUGCAGCUGUAAUCAAGGUUACAUUGGAGAUGGAUAUGUCGAAGGCAAAGGAUGCAUAAAAGUUCUAGCGUGUGCAGCAACAUCGGUGGCAAUAAGUAUUGUUUUCUCAGCAAUAGUAAUCUACCGUCGUCGUAGUAAAGUCCUAGAAGAGGAAAGGCCUCGUUGGCUCCAAGGGGCCCAAGUAGCAAGCCUGGUUCGCAAACAAGCAAGGGAAUUCUCCACAGAGAUUUUCAGUUACAGAACAUUGAACCGUGCUACUAAACGUUUUGCUGAAUCCCAACAGUGCGGCCGCGGUGCUUCAGGCACUGUUUACAAAGGCUUCCUUCCAGAUGGUCGUCACGUGGCUAUCAAACGCAUACACUAUUACAGUGGAAGUUCACAGCAAUGGGCUCACCAACUUCUAAAUGAAAUCAUCCUACUUUCAACAAUAAAACAUCCCAAUCUUGUCCAACUCUUGGGUUGUUGCUUAGAGAUGGAAGAUCCAAUUUUAGUCUAUGAGUUUGUUCCAAAUGGAACACUCCUAGAGCACCUCAACCGCAAAACAGGACAAGGCCUUGACUGGAAAACUCGGUGCGCCAUUGCCACUGAUGCAGCUCAAGCCAUUGCCUACCUGCACAAUAACCUAAACCCAUCAGUUUAUCACCGAGAUGUUAAGUCAUCUAACAUUCUUCUGGACUUCGACUUUAACUGUAAGGUUGCUGACUUUGGGUUAUCUAGAAUAGCUCCCUUUGAUGGUGGCACCCACAUUUCCACUGCCCCACAAGGAACCCCUGGUUAUCUUGACCCGGAAUACCAUCAAACAUUCCAUCUCAGUGAGAAAUCUGAUGUUUAUAGCUUUGGUGUUGUUUUGGUUGAGAUCAUUUCUGCCAUGAAAGCUGUGGAUUUUUCAAGGGAGAAGAAAGAAAUCACUCUUUCUGCUUUGCUGGUUUCUAGGGUUAUCUCUGGUUGUGUUGAUGAUAUUAUUGACCCAUUUUUGGAUGCCACCCAUCGACCUAGGCUUCUGGUUCUUGUGCGUAGGGUUAUUGAGUUGGCAUUUCGGUGCUUGGCGCCUGAAAAGGACUCGAGGCCCACCAUGACUGAGGUUGCACAAGAGCUUGUGGAGAUUAGAAGGGAUACAGAAUGUUUGGAAGAUUGGGAGCAGGCUGGGGAUUUCGUAUCGAUUGAUGACUGUGAAUCUCAAGAUAUAAUAUGUUCAUGUUCCAGUGAUAACCCAACUCACUCAGAUGAUCCAGACAGAAUGGUCCAGUGA
Cryptomeria japonica (Japanese cedar) is the source of this 1944-nucleotide messenger RNA. RefSeq names its product wall-associated receptor kinase-like 14. The record is from RefSeq and is a predicted model, not a curated record. The coding region runs from base 1 to 1944 and encodes 647 amino acids. The transcript is spliced from 2 exons. Gene Ontology annotation, molecular function: ATP binding; protein kinase activity; polysaccharide binding. Gene Ontology annotation, biological process: protein phosphorylation. Lineage: Eukaryota; Viridiplantae; Streptophyta; Pinopsida; Cupressales; Cupressaceae.